Molecule: messenger RNA, 1391 nt
Organism: Penicillium brasilianum
Lineage: Eukaryota; Fungi; Ascomycota; Eurotiomycetes; Eurotiales; Aspergillaceae
Source: the annotation of a GenBank genome assembly
AAGAUUGUAUUCUCAGAAUGACUGAGCAAGAUCGCGUCCUUCGAGUUUUGAUUGCUGGCGCUGGUAUUGCGGGGUUGGCAACCGCUAUCUCGUUACGCCGCAUUGCCGAGCUAUCAAAUCUAGAUGUGCAGCUUUAUGAGCAGGCUCCGGAGCUUCAGGAAAUUGGAGCCAGUAUUGCACUCAGUCCUAAUGGCAUGCGAACCUUGGAGAAGCUCGGCGUAACCAGCGCGCUCACGGAUGAGGUUGGAUACAGGGGACCAAAUGGUAUACCACAAAUCUUCCGUCACUGGAAGACAAAUCAAGUCAUCUCCGUCGACACACACUCUGACGUUCCCGAUCCGCGACAUCAUACUACCCGCUUCCACCGAGGCCAUUUGCAUACUGCCCUCCUAGAGCACGUUCCACGAAACAUUGUCCACUUAAACAAAAAGGUCAAAAGGGCAGAGGCUACCCGAGACGGUGUGUCACUGCACUUUGAAGACGGCACUAGUGCCCACGGGCAUGUCCUGAUCGGCGCAGAUGGAAUUCGGUCGCCAGUGAGACAGUCCUUUAUUCCCGACUACAAAUUGAAAUUCAGUGGGAAGGUGUUCAUGAGAGCAACUUUUGAUGCAUCAUUGGUCGAGGGCAAGAUCCCUGACCUACCCAUCGAUUCAAUGCAUUGGUGGGGACCACGAGACAACUUCUUUGCAUCUCGGCUUGGCAAGAAUCAAUAUACCACCGUCGGCGCGUAUGAUGAUCCACGGACUGCAGAAGAGAUUGAAAAGAGCAUUGCGUGGAACUCCACGGGUAAAGUGGAGUUUUUAAGAGAGCGAUAUAAAAACUGGAACCCGACCGUUAGAGCCCUCACUCAACAUACUCCUUCGACCAAUCUAUAUCCAAACUUUGCAGGAGAUGCGCUUCCAACCUGGGUAUUUGGCUCGCGUGUUACUCUUGUUGGUGAUGCAGCACACGCCCAUGGCGGUGCUUUCGCCGCCGGGGGCUCCUUGGCGCUAGAUGACUCCCUCGCUCUUGGACUUGCUUUCAACCAUGUUUUCAACUCCUCGAUAGGCCCGGAACACUCAAUUGAGAGUAUCAACAAGAUACUGAGUCUGUAUAGCAAGACGAGACAGCCACACACGGCACGUCUACUGCGUAUCGUUCAUAGCCAGAUUGAACAGAGGGCGUCGGUGGCUACAUCUCUCGAAGAGGAAGACGCGGCACUCGUUGCUAGGAUGAAGAAGCGUCCUAGCACAGAGUGGUUAUCAGAACAUGACGUUGAGGCUGCAUUCAGGGCUGUGGUUAAUGAGUCUGAGGCCGAGGACCAUUCCGAACAGACAUCAGGCCUGGGAGGCAAAGGCAAGCCAAAGCCCCCCAUUGAGGGAGCGAUCCAGUUUCAAAAAAGCAAGAUUUAG